CUGUCCCGUUUUUCCGGCCCCAGUUCAACUCCCCCUAACAGCAUCAACAGGACGAACAAACGAACUGUCCCCUCACUAAUACAGGAACAAAAAGACCAAACGCAAAGAGUCAAUAUAAUCAUGACCAUCUCCAUCCUCGUCACCGGCGCCACAGGCAAACAAGGCGGCGGCGUCGUCAACGCCCUCCUCGCCGAAGACUCCACCACCGACGUCGAGAUCCUCGCCGUCACACGCAACCCGGACUCGGCGUCCGCGCAGAAGCUCGCGGCAAAGUCGCCCAAGAUCAAGCUCGUCAAGGGCGACCUCGACGAGCCGAAUGCGCUGCUCGAUACCGCGAAGGAGGUUUCCUCCACGGGAGCCGUGUGGGGGGUGUUUAGCGUGCAGCCCUCCGCAGCCGAAGGCGCCAGCCUCGAAAACGAAGUCACCCAAGGCAAAGGCCUAAUCGACGCAUCAAUCACCCACAACGUGACGCACUUCGUCUACAGCUCCGUCGACCGCGGCGGCGAGACCGCCUCCGCCGAAAACGCGACCAACGUCCCGCACUUCAUCACCAAGCACCGCAUCGAGCAGUACCUGUUCGAGCGGACGAGCAGCCUCGGCGUGAACAUGAGCUGGACGGUCUUGCGCACGGUCUUUUUCUUCGACAACCUGGUGCCGAACUUCUUCGGCAAGGUGUGCGCGACGGCGUGGGACGCGUACCUGCAGGGCCGGCCGCUGCAGGCGAUUGCGGUGAGCGACAUCGGGGUGUUUGCUGCGAAGGCGUUCCUGCAGUAUCAUGAUCCGCGGUUUAGGAAUCAGUGCCUUUCGCUGGCUGGGGAUGAGUUGACGUUUGAGGGGAUGCAGGCUGUGUUUCAGGAGAAGACGGGGGGGCCGAUGCCGACGACGUAUUCGGUUUUGAUGUACUUUGUUAUGUGGAUGGUGGGGGAUUUGAGAACUAUGUUUGUUUGGUUCUAUGAGCAUGGGUUUAAGAUUGAUUUUGCUAAGUUGAGGGCUAUCCAUCCUGGGUUGAAGGAUUUGGGGACGUGGCUUGAGGAGGAGAGUGAGUUUGUCACGAAGAAGUAAGUGUCAUAACUAAUGGUUGCAUCUGUUAAAUGAGGGUUGUUCUGGAGAGUUGUAUGUACGUACUGAUAAAUGCCUCGUGAACAAAUUGCAUGUCUUUACUACACCGCGGCUGAAACAG
Molecule: messenger RNA, 1180 nt
Organism: Aspergillus campestris IBT 28561
Lineage: Eukaryota; Fungi; Ascomycota; Eurotiomycetes; Eurotiales; Aspergillaceae
Product: NmrA-like family protein
Exons: 2
Coding region: 121-1062 (313 amino acids)
Source: RefSeq, a predicted model, not a curated record